Messenger RNA from Contarinia nasturtii (swede midge), 1485 nucleotides. RefSeq lists its product as uncharacterized. The transcript has 6 exons. The coding region runs from base 356 to 940 and encodes 194 amino acids. The record is from RefSeq and is a predicted model, not a curated record. Lineage: Eukaryota; Metazoa; Arthropoda; Insecta; Diptera; Cecidomyiidae.
CUCGGGCGAGUUGUGUAACUACGAGUACAAUGAAUGCGAUUCAAAUCCAUGUUUGAAUGAUGGCCAAUGUACCGACCAUAUUGGUGGAUUUUCAUGCAAAUGUACACGCGGAUAUUCGGGAAAGCGAUGCCACAUUAAAGUUGAUUUUUGCGCAAAUAAUCCAUGUCCUGAGGGCCAUCAGUGCAAUGAUCAUGGCAACGACUUUUCAUGUGAAUGUCCCGAAGGAAGAAGCGGCCUUGAUUGCAGCCAAUUUCCACGAACGAAAUGCAACGUUAAUCCGUGUGCAAACGGCGGCACUUGCUGGACCAGCGAAGACUCAUUCAAUUGUGCAUGUCGUGCAGGUUUCACGGGCAAAAUGUGUGAAGAUGAAUUUAUUGUCGAUGGUGUAGUGAAUACAAACGAAGUAUUAUCAGAUGUGGAUGUAGCAGCAGUGGCAGCGGAAACGACCCACGCACGACCUUUUGGUGAAUCAAGCUUCAGUUCAGUCAUCUCAAAGGGUGGCUCCAUUGGUUUGCACAACGCAUACAUUGCAGUUGGAACAUUUGCAACAUCCAUUUUCAUUGUUGCCAUUGUGGUAAUUGCAUGCCAUUGUAAAUACCAUAAAUCGUAUCGUCGGUUCACAACGCGACAGCAUCAAUUGAUACCGAUAUUCGGUUUUGGUCGUCGUGCAAAACAACAAUUGAAUAAUCCACGUCAUUGGCUCAGUGGCAAAGGACAUUUAUCAUCAUCGUCGACAUCGAAUAAAACGGCCAGUACAACGGCAUUGAAUCAACCGAAUUCGACAAAUGGCAACGGAACAAAUGCGUCCAAUUAUCAUCAUCCGCCACCAUUGAGUCAGCAAGUACCGCGUUUUCAGCGACAUUUAGCCAUGAACCUCGAAAAUGAUAUGUAUUACACAGUUGACUUUAGUGAUUCACAGCAUUCGCCGUUGAUCCAUUAAAAAUUAUAAAUUGUUCGUUUUUUUUUUCUCUCAAUGGAAUAAAUUUUGGUUUUUCGGAUGUGUACCCACACACACUUACACCGAAUUGCAUGGCCAAAUUUAAAUUAAUAUUUUGAUUAUAUUUACACAACAAUGAUCGUUUAGUGGUUUAAAAUAUGACUAUUUAAUGCUGAUUAUGUCUCUGUCUCUCAUUUGCAAAAUCUAUUUUUAAUUCUCUGAUAAUCCAACCGCCAACAAAACAAAUACAAUCGCAUAUAUGGUAUAUUUCUAUCAGUUAGACAACCAUAAAAACUAUAAUUAAUUAGGUAAAAAGAGUAAUAAACUGAAAUUGUUGUUUUUUUUUACCCGCCACAAAAAAAACCACCACAUAAACAUGCACAAAUAACGUUUACCAUUUACAUGUUUAAUAUUCGUGAGAUCUAUUCGAAUUUAAAUGCAUUAAUUAAUUACAACUAUAAUAAUUGGGAAAAAUCAAUGAUGCUGUUUCUCUAAUAUAAUUCAAGUCCUCUGUUUCAAACCCACAAUAUAAAAAAUCUUUAGUUGUU